AUGGAGUCCGUCAAGAACGCAGCAAACUACGUCAGCGACAAGGCCGGUGAGAUGACAUCCGGUGCUUCCAAGGAGGCCAACAAGAACGUCGCUCAGGACAGCAACGCCAGCCUCGGUACCCGAGCCUCCGCAGCCAAGGAUGCCGCUGGUGACAAGCUCGAUGAGAGCAAGAACUCUGCUUCCGCUGAGGGCAACAAGCAGGCCGCUACUCAUUAA
Molecule: messenger RNA, 216 nt
Organism: Lithohypha guttulata
Lineage: Eukaryota; Fungi; Ascomycota; Eurotiomycetes; Chaetothyriales; Trichomeriaceae
Exons: 3
Coding region: 1-216 (71 amino acids)
Source: RefSeq, a predicted model, not a curated record